ACGCACGCGCAUAUCUGCAGCGUAGUCGCUAGCUAGGAGUAGGUUGUGUUGACCCGCAGCUCCUGGUCUGUUAUCGGGCUUUUUGCUUUUGACAACUUUACAACAGACUUCCCUAUUCCACAAUGCUACAAUUCCUGGCUGGCUUCACUCUGGGCAACGUCGUGGGUAUGUACCUCGCUCAGAACUAUGAUGUCCCCAACAUUUCCAAGAAAAUAGAAGCCUUCAAGAAAGAUGUGGAGGCCAAGAAGAAGCCCCCAGAGUGAGUGAAGAGGAUCUACAAUGUCAGCAGGAACCAAGGAACAUGUGAAAAUAGACUGGAUGAUAGAGACCAUGGGAUGAAAGAUGACACGCACAUGACUACUUACGUCUAAACAUUUUAUUUCAUCCAAAAACGUGUGUGUACAUUGGCUUACCAGUGUAAAAUAUUUAUCAGCAUAUAAACAGUGCCUGGGAUAGUAUUUUUUUUCCUCAUUUUUUCAAGCUCGUGUUCUUACAGUGCCCAUUUUGGGAAAAACUUAACUGUCUCGAUAUGAACAACAUAACUGGUUUUAAGGAUCACUUUGGGUCCAAAAAUCAGGGCACUGCUGGCUGGCUUUUGUAUGAAGCACUGUAGUGCUUUUAAUUACAUUUUGACAUUUAUAUUCACUGAGGCUUUCUUGUUAGAAAACUGAAAAAAAGUUAUAGCAGCAUUGAUAUUCUAGGUUUUAGCAGGUACGGGAAUUCUGUCGCAGAUUCACAAAAUCUCAGUUAUUUAUAUUCCAUCCUUUGUCAUAUUGGUGCAAAGACAAUUAUGAACUUGUCAGCUUCUAAUAAAGGUGCUGAACAUGAAUUUUCAGGUCUGUGGAUUGUGAAUUAAGAUUAUACGGGUGCAAAUUGUUUAUCUGCCGUGCUAAAUUGUCCCUAGGUG
Molecule: messenger RNA, 907 nt
Organism: Lampris incognitus (smalleye Pacific opah)
Lineage: Eukaryota; Metazoa; Chordata; Actinopteri; Lampriformes; Lampridae
Gene: stmp1
Product: short transmembrane mitochondrial protein 1
Exons: 3
Coding region: 123-263 (46 amino acids)
Source: RefSeq, a predicted model, not a curated record